AUGUCACAUGCCACAUCUAGAUUGCGCGAUCCGCAACAGGAAACCAUCACUACCACCUUUUUCAUAUCCAAUCUACAUUGCCCAUCAUGUGUGGAGGCAAUCAAGAUAUCUUUAAGCGCACUCGUACCCACACCUCAGAACAUUGUUGUCUCUAUAGUGUCGCAUUCCGUUGUCGUAACCCACUCCGCAUUCCUGGCCCUCAACACUAUAUCCGAAUCGCUCGAGAUUUUUGGGUUCGAAGUACACAGUAUCUUUCAGAACAACAAGGCCGUUCAGCAUCCUGUCGAGGUGAAGAAUCAAGAGACACAGGGAAAAGAGUGGCAUUCGAGUCUGGAGCGCGCAGUGUCGAGCUGGAUCCAUCCUAAGGGGCUGGAGAACACGAGUGACAAAAGGCGUAAGAAGGAAUUACACCUUUGA
Messenger RNA from Plenodomus lingam JN3, 417 nucleotides. NCBI's taxonomy places the organism in Eukaryota, Fungi, Ascomycota, Dothideomycetes, Pleosporales, Leptosphaeriaceae. The record is from RefSeq and is a predicted model, not a curated record.